AAUACAUAAGAAGAUUUGAUUUUCAAAGACUUGCACUAAGAUUAAUGAUAGUGUAUCAAGGUAAACCCGAAGAAUUUCGCCCUGAAAUAAUAUUAGAACGGGAUGUAGCACCGGGUAUAUCUUUGGUGACACAGACUAGCGGCAUGAUACUUAACGAAUUGGCAAAUAUACAUAAUAUCAACUUCAAUUAUAGUAUAUGUGACAGAUGGGUUGGAGAUUAUAAAAGAGAAAGUCCAAAUGCUGUGACAAAUUCUUUGUAUUUUAAGGAAAUUGAUAUAACACCAACAUUACGUUUUUUACCUUCUCAUAUGGACUACUAUGAUGUUAUACACCAAUAUGUAACAUAUGCUGAAGGUAAAUACUUCUACCGCAUCCCAACUACUGGAGUGGGUAAGUUUGAAAACCAAUUCCUCACACCAUUUACCCGAGAUGUCUGGUUAACUGUGAUCGGAGUAAUAUCGUUAUGUGGUCUUGGCCUGUUAUUGAGCGCAAAACUGGAGAAUCGACCGAAUUCAGGGCAUUAUGCGUUUUUCUCAGUUGUGGCAUUAUCUUGUCAACAAUUUUUUGAAGAUAUAGAUGACAGUGUUGUAAAGAGGAACUCCACGGCUCGAAAGCUUACUAUUCUAGUAACUGGUAUAUCAUGCGUUCUGAUUUUCAACUACUACACAAGCAGUGUCGUCAGUUGGUUGCUGAACGGACCACCACCAUCCAUCAACUCUUUAUGGGAACUGAUGGAUAGCCCUUUGGAACCGAUCUUUGAGGACGUUGGUUACACCUGGUCCUGGCUUCAGCUACCCGAUUAUUAUUACAAUAAAAAGAACGCACGCGCUGAAGAUGUUUUAAAGAAGAGAAUUAAAAAGAAAGGAAACUUAAUUCUUACAACCCCAAUGAAGGGUGUGGAAAUGGUUAGAACUGGAGCAUAUGCUUUCCACUGCGAUGCGAACAGUGCUAAUAAAUACAUAGCGGAAACUUUCACGCCGAAAGAGCUCUGUGAUUUGGAUUCUUUGCCUUCAUUUGAUAAAGCACUAUUGUAUACAUCGGUUCAGAAAAAUAGUCCUUACAGAGAGUUCUUUAUUUGGAGGUAA
Messenger RNA from Pieris rapae (cabbage white), 1085 nucleotides. RefSeq names its product ionotropic receptor 75a-like. Lineage: Eukaryota; Metazoa; Arthropoda; Insecta; Lepidoptera; Pieridae. The record is from RefSeq and is a predicted model, not a curated record. Bases 45 to 1085 code for a protein of 346 amino acids. The transcript is spliced from 9 exons.